Molecule: messenger RNA, 3699 nt
Organism: Fonsecaea monophora
Lineage: Eukaryota; Fungi; Ascomycota; Eurotiomycetes; Chaetothyriales; Herpotrichiellaceae
Exons: 2
Coding region: 1-3699 (1232 amino acids)
Biological process (GO): maturation of 5.8S rRNA from tricistronic rRNA transcript (SSU-rRNA, 5.8S rRNA, LSU-rRNA); maturation of LSU-rRNA from tricistronic rRNA transcript (SSU-rRNA, 5.8S rRNA, LSU-rRNA)
Cellular component (GO): nucleolus
Source: RefSeq, a predicted model, not a curated record
AUGUCGGUGGGAAUCAGUGAAGAGAGAUCGCGAAAGAGGAGAAAGGUCGAAGCCGCUACCAUCACCAGCGCAGGUCAACUUCACCAAAUUCUACAAUUUUCGCCGUCUUCAUCUCCAGAGGACAUUAAAGCAGACUUUCUGUCUAACCUCGCCAACGAAGAUUUUCCGGGACGGAUCCAGUAUAUCAAGAUCUUGAAGAAGUACUGCGAUGAGCAAUCGUCGGCUUCCCACGAUCAAGUCGACUUCCCUGAUCUCUUGUCUGCGUGGCACAAUGCGAGUCAGGCCAACGCUGAAGUCGUUCUCGCCGCCAUUCCUCGGUUGCUUACACGAUUCUUCGAGACGAUCUCCAGCCAUGUCGACUUCCGCGAUUUUGGAAUCUCCCUGUGCCACAGUCUCCUCAAACGGGAUCAACUACGGAUAUUCGACCGAGCAUUAUCGUCACCGAGAUCCAAGGAACAUCUCAUCACACCGAGUUUACAGCUCUUGACAGAGAUCAUCAGCUUCGAUGGCGGCGUGCUUGCAACCAAUGUCUUCAGUCGACGCGAUUUGCUAUACCGGCGGCUUGAUGGUAUUCUCAGCCAGACGCCGGCAACAAUGGCGCAGGGAGCCACGAUAACUGCAUAUCAGGCGGCUUUGGAGUUCGUCCUGGCAAAUCUAAAGUACCUCGACUCCGCCUCCAAAGCCGAGUUCAUUACACAUGGCAAGACGAUCUUAUUGGCAGUGCGCAAUUUGUCCAGCUUGCCUAUGGGUAUUGUCACAAAAACCCUGAAGAGCUUGGAGACGUCAGUUGUUGGCGAUGGUACCCUGAGCCGGCAGAUCAAGGUUCGAAGUUUCAAUUCUGGUGUCUUGUCAGCGCUCGCCAAGCUGUAUGACUACACCACCAGCGAAACUGGCGAUCCUUCAGUGGAAGUUCGAGAUGCUCUUCAACAGCUGUUGAUGCAAGUCUGCACAACAUCGAAGGGAGUGUUACUUGGCCAAUCCGGGUGGUAUCCGACCGGUUCAAAUCCCGAAGUUUCGGAACAAGAUGAGAACAUGAUCGAUCUGGGACUGGACUCUCCCUUCUACUUUGACGAUUACUCGGAGAGAAUCCCAAUCAAGAACGUGGCAAUCUCUGCCUUCAUUCAGAAUUUGAGACCCGAAAGCGACGUCCAGCAGGCUAACCUGAUCGUCGCAAUAUUCAAGGCUGCCCCUGAACUUGUGGCCGACUAUUUUACAAAGAAACAGAGAUUCCUUGUCCCACCAGGAGAUGACCCGAAAUGGCGCGGACAGUUCGCCUUCUUGUUCUCCGUGGUUCAGCUGCCCGUGCCUCCCAACUGUGGUUGGGACGAAAAGCUGCCACGGACUCCGCCUCCUUUAUCGGUUGUCAUUGAAAGUAUCCUCCCACGCCCAUUCGAUCGAGCCACGAUCGGAAAGUGCCUUCGGAUUAACGAAGAUAUCAUGACCAUUUCUGCAGCGCGGUUGUUGACAGUGGCUUUCGAGAAGCUUGAUUCGGUCUUGAAACUCUUUGACAGGGCAUCGGCGCAGUCCCAUUUAUGGCAGCAAGCAUCCCGCAAACUGACAAGUCUAUUUGUCGAGCGUAUCCCACCCCUGCCCGAUGUCGUUACCACCCUUCAAAAGCUGCAAGACGAAAACGAGCAAGUCCGUUCCUUAAUCCUCGAAUGCAUAGCUUCAUACCACGCCAUUCUACCCUCGAUAACCGCGAAUUCAAAGUUUGAUUUUGGUGUUCCAUUAGGCAAAAGGCUCCAACGUCUAGAAUCCGAUGAUCUGAACACCACGUCAAGGGAUGUCCUAGGGACACAGAUAGCGCACCUUGUGCAGAUUGCAUACACCUCGCCAGCAACAAAGUGGUUUCAUAAGACGGCGUCAGAAGAGGUGUCCUUGAUUGUGCAGCUGCUCAGAUACGGUGCCCAAGACUCCCGCACGAACGUCACGAAAGAAACUCUCCCUGUCCUCGGAGGAGUGUUGAUCGACAAGGGAGUAUUGAACGAUGACGCUCGAACUACGGAAGCAUUGAUAUUGAGCCUUAACGCGACAAAGAAAUGGCACCCGGAGCUAGUCACAUAUCAGUUUCUGGACAACUGCAUAUCGCGCACCGUUCAGAGGCCCGUCAAGUAUCUAGAUCAACUCGAACAAGCUCAGCAGCUUUUGUCCGACUCGAAGCCUUUGAGCUUGCUCGCAUGCUGCGUGGCGGAGCAGUGGGCCCAUUUGUUGAAAAAGGCAGAAAAGAAAGCCAUCAAGAACGUUGCAGAAUGGAUUGCCAGGUUCUUCUCUGCACUUGACUCGGCAGGCGAGAAUUAUCGUGUCAUGAUGCACUUGAAGGAAGAGAUGUUGGGGCAGAGUGAUGGCAACGAGAAGGGCAAAGAAGCACUAGAAAAGGCCUUUGAGAAGCAGCGAAAGAGACCCGUUGUUUUGCCCAAGGAAGAUGUUGUGGAAGGGGAUGCAAAACACCCUGAGGCUUCCGACCACAGUGAACUGAACCCAGAGCAACAGCAGCAUAGCAACCUGGAUAUCGCUGAAAACUUUCCGCCGCCACCCGUCUUGCCAACGUCCGUAAGUGGCCUCGAUCGCUGGGCGAAACCUGACUUCGAAUCCGAGGUUCAAAGCGGGCGCCUAGCCAAUCUGAUCCGUUGUCUCGUCUCUCCGGAGCCCGAAGUCAGACUUCAAGCCUUGCAGAUUCUCCAACAUGUCAUCCACGCUGUCCAGCAGUCCACCUACGACGAGAAGACGCAACUCUGGCUCCUCCUGGGAGAACUGUACGAGACGAUCAAAAGCAAUGGUUUCUCAAACUCGACGACUACCGUAACAGCUCCAGUGCACUCCAUAGUGGCAGAACUAGCAAUCCACUUCCUCCCCGUCAUCGCCGACCCGUCGUCCCCGUUCUACCGCAAGACCAACACCUUCCUCCUUCGUGGCCCUCAGUGGUCUGUUCCACAUAUUAUCCCUUACUGGCUGAAGGAGACCUUCCUCACGGAACCGGAGAUGGACGAUGCAGACAUGCGCGCGAGCUCUAACCAAGUGAUAAGUGGCGGUGGUGGGAACGUCAAUGCUCAGGCUCAUGAAAUCGAGCGCUUUCUCGACCUCCUCCUCAACUCUCUGCGCACCGAGGCCGAUAUGGACUUGUUCCGCCGCGCACAGGUCUUUACGCGACUAUUCUCGUACUACCUGUCGCCCGUCUGCACCAAAUCCGCGCGGAAGAAGAUCUUGAGGGUCGUCGAGCUCGCUACGCGGAUCAAAGGUGGGAGUGACACGCUCAUCACCCGGACCGGGGUCAGAGAGUGGCUGUCCAUCGCCAAGACGCUCAGAGGCCACAGCGGGCAUGGCGUCGCCGCGUUCGGGAAGGUGGACGACGAGAUGGUCAGCUGGGUCGAGGCUGUAGGGGCACGCGUGGCACAGACUUGUGACGUCGCAGCGGUCCGCCAGUGGGAGGCCAACAGGAGGAUUUUUAGGGAAGUUGAGGAUGGUGCCAGGCUUGACGGAGAAGUAGCCGUCACGGGCGAGACAGGGAAACGAGAUGUUGUGGGUAAAACUCGGGUGGAUGGCGUGGCCGAGGACGAGGGCGAAAGCGAAAGUCAGAGCGAGAGCCAAAGUGACACCGACACCGACACCGACACCGACACCGACACCGACACCGACACCGACACCGAAUCGGAGACAGAGACGGAAACCGACAUGGACAACGACACCGAGGACAAAGAAUGA